This is a messenger RNA of Suillus bovinus, 1357 nucleotides long. RefSeq lists its product as uncharacterized. NCBI's taxonomy places the organism in Eukaryota, Fungi, Basidiomycota, Agaricomycetes, Boletales, Suillaceae. The record is from RefSeq and is a predicted model, not a curated record. The transcript has 14 exons. The coding region runs from base 220 to 1152 and encodes 310 amino acids.
CCAUGUCAAACUUCAAGUUUCCCGGUGUUUCAUGGCCAAACAUCAGCGGCCUUUACGUUGAUAGUUGAAUGGUGUCGCUGCCGGGGCAUGUCUAUCAUUUCUCAGUCUCGCUUCGGUGGUCCAAUGGCAAGUGCCGUAUAACGGUAUUAUGUCCAGCAAAAACGCCGUCACCAUACGUAUACCAAGGUCGUUAUUCCAGUUUGCUCAUCCUCUACUAUCAUGACCUUGGCCUCAAAUAUUCUCUUUUUUGGGCCAUUCAUCAAGGCGAGUCGUAUCGACAGCUAUUUUGCAGUCGCCUCCGCUGUUGGGUUGAUAUACGAUUGGGCACUUACAUUCGGUCAAGAAGUUGAAUUGAUCUGGAAGAAACGCUGGUCCCUAAUGACGGCGAUGUAUUUGAGUGUGCGCUAUGUUGGACUAAUAUAUUCUAUCAUCAGAGUAUUACUGUUUAUUCCGGUGACAACUGCAGUGAGCCCUGGUGGGUACCUCGCACUUGAUUGGAUGUGUGUCGUCACAAAUGCUAUACUGGGCGUCAUCAUGAUUGCUCGGUUAUAUGCCAUGUAUCAGAAAUCUAGAAACGUGUUGACAUUUCUUGUUGUCGUCUUCCUGGCUGUCAACAUCGCCAACGGAGUGCUCGCGGGAAUAAUAAUGAAGGAUGUUUCAGGGGAGAUAGUCGUUCUCUCAGGCAUGUAUCAGUGCAUCGUUAGCUUUGGGGGAGAUAGUGUAUUCCUGGGUUCCGUUACUUGGAUAUUUGCUGCUGUAUGGGAGCUCGUCACACUGUGUCUCGCAGUCUGGAUCACUGCCAAACACUUCCGUGAAUUACGGCGCUCAUCGGCAGGGGGUAUCAUCGGGGACUGUUUCACGGUGUUGAUCAAGACUCAUGUGCUUUACUUUGCGAGCUUUGUUCCUAUUGCUUGCUUCAACCUUGCUUAUUUAUCUCCAAUAACCCAAGUGGAACCAUAUUCUAUGAAACGGCACAUUUAUGUUGGGUUUCUCCAAAUUUUCUCACUAGCGGGGAAGUUUGUGCUGGGACCACGCCUGAUCAUUGGUGUUCGAGAGUAUCACGCUAGGCUUGUGACUGACUCAGAUGCAGCAACUAGCGUGACCUCCAUUGUUUUCGAGAAGCACGUAUAUGACGGGAAAUGCUCGGUAUGAUUUACACUAGUUGGGUACUGUGCAGGGAGCGGGUGGUUUUCUUUUGGUAUCGUUGUGUUACAAGUACUUGGGUGUUUUACAACGGACAAGUGUAUUUCACGACUCGCACUUGCACCAAGUGGUGCAAGCUCAUUAGAAAGUUUCGCAAGUAUGCACGUCUGAGUGCUCGAGCUGAAUUCAGAAAGGAGCUAAUGGAAUUCAUUCA